Molecule: messenger RNA, 1762 nt
Organism: Nycticebus coucang (slow loris)
Lineage: Eukaryota; Metazoa; Chordata; Mammalia; Primates; Lorisidae
Gene: EIF2B3
Product: eukaryotic translation initiation factor 2B subunit gamma
Exons: 11
Coding region: 145-1365 (406 amino acids)
Biological process (GO): cytoplasmic translational initiation; biosynthetic process
Cellular component (GO): eukaryotic translation initiation factor 2B complex; guanyl-nucleotide exchange factor complex
Molecular function (GO): guanyl-nucleotide exchange factor activity; translation initiation factor activity
Source: RefSeq, a predicted model, not a curated record
GCGCCAUUGGGCUGUCAGUCAGAGGCGGCGUGGGGAGCGCUGGGAGCGGUUGCAGCGUGCGCGGAGCUGAGGUAAAGCGGCGGGUUCUGCCCUGCCAGGCACUGCGCGAACUGGCUGACCUGCGUGAGCAACGCGUUUGUAAAAAUGGAAUUUCAAGCAGUGGUGAUGGCAGUUGGUGGGGGAUCGCGGAUGACAGACCUGACUUCCAGCAUUCCCAAACCUCUGCUUCCAGUUGGGAACAAACCUUUAAUCUGGUACCCAUUGAACCUACUUGAGCGAGCUGGAUUCGAAGAAGUCAUUGUGGUUACAACCAGGGAUGUCCAAAAGGCUCUAUGUGCAGAAUUCAAGAUGAAGAUGAAGCCAGAUAUUGUGUGUAUUCCUGAUGAGGCUGACAUGGGAACUGCAGAUUCUCUGCGCCACAUAUAUCCAAAACUUAAGACAGAUGUACUGGUUAUGAGCUGUGAUCUGAUAACAGAUGUUGCUUUACAUGAAGUUGUGGACCUGUUCAGAGCGUAUGAUGCAUCACUUUCUAUGUUAAUGAGAAAAGGCCAAAAUAUCUUAGAACCAGUUCCUGGUCAAAAGGGGGGGAAAAGAGCAGUGGAGCAGCGUGACUUCAUUGGAGUGGACAGCACAGGAAAGAGGCUGCUCUUCAUGGCUAAUGAAGCAGACUUGGAUGAAGAGCUGGUCAUUAAGGCAUCUAUCCUACACAAGCACCCUCGAAUACGUUUCCACACAGGCCUUGUGGAUGCCCAUCUCUACUGCUUGAAAAAAUACGUUGUGGAUUUCCUAAUGGAAAAUAAGUCAAUCACUUCUAUCCGGAGCGAACUUAUUCCAUAUCUAGUGAGAAAACAGUUUUCCUCACCUGCCUUACAACAAGGACAAGAAGAAAAAGAGGAGGAUAUAAAGAAAAAGGAUCUAAAGUCCUUAGAUAUUUACAGUUUUAUAAAAGAAGACAAUACACUGACAUUGGCUCCCUAUGAUGCCUGCUGGAAUGUUUGUCGAGGAGACAGAAGGGAAGACUUGACCAGAUCACAGGUGAACUGCUAUGUCCACAUCAUGAAAGACGGGCUCUGCUCUCGAGUAAACACACUGGGACUCUACAUGGAAGCAAACAAACAGGUGCCCAAAUUGCUGUCUGUUCUUUGUCCAGAAGAAUCAUUAAUCCAUUCAUCAGCCCAGAUUGUCAGCAAACACCUGGUUGGAGUUGACAGUCUCAUCGGGCCAGAUACACAGGUUGGAGAGAAGUCAUCCAUUAAGCACUCGGUCAUUGGGUCAUCCUGUCUUAUAAGAGACAGAGUGACUAUUACCAAUUGCCUUCUCAUGAACUCAGUCACUGUGGAAGAAGGUAUCCCACAGCAGCUCUGAAGAAGGCAGAGACCUAGGAAGAGUGGACAUAUAAGACAUACACUGCUUUUGAGGAGGAGCUUCUCUAAAAGUGGAAAAUCUUCCCCAGUUGGAAAUAUUUAUACUAUCCUAAAAUCUUGGCUCGUGAAUAAUCUGGACCUGGAGUGAAAAGACUUGAAUAAUGUUUAAUGAGAUUCUUCAUCUAUGUGCACCUGAGUUUUUCCAUGUAUAAAAUGGCAAGCAUAGGUCAUGGGAAAAAGGAAGGAUAGGCUAGGCGCAGUGGUUCAUGCCUGUAAUCCUAGCACUCUGGGAGGCCAAGGCAGGUGGAUUGCCUGAGCUUAUGAUGGGUUCAAGACCAGCCUAAGCAAGAGUGAGACCUCAUCUCUAAAAAUAGCCAGGCGUUGGGCGGCGCCUGUGG